Messenger RNA from Carya illinoinensis, 1267 nucleotides. Its product is annotated as cyclic nucleotide-gated ion channel 1-like. The transcript has 5 exons. Bases 296 to 1267 code for a protein of 323 amino acids. NCBI's taxonomy places the organism in Eukaryota, Viridiplantae, Streptophyta, Magnoliopsida, Fagales, Juglandaceae. The record is from RefSeq and is a predicted model, not a curated record.
UAUAUAUAUACAUAUAUACACAUACACACAUAUAUGUUGUGCUGAUCAAGGACGGGGAUAUUGAGAGGCAAGGUCCCAAGAAUGAUGGUACUGGUUCAGAAAAAAAGACAACAAUAAAAAUGGCAAUUGGGCAGGUCACUUCAGAAACGAAGAAAAUCAUUUCAAAAACGGCCAAUGUACCGGCGUGGUGCAUCCAUUACUUCCAUUGGGAUGUGGCGUUUUUAGUGGUGUGCGUAGUUGCAGUAGCAGUGGACCCUUUGUUCUUUUAUCUUCCUGUCAUCAAGGAGGCUACCAAAUGCAUUGCUAUAGAUACCACUUUGAAAAUCAUUGCUAUUUGUGUGCGAUCGUUCCUGGAUUUGGUUGCUCUUGGGGAUCUGGUUGCAAGAAAAAUAAAGAAUUGCCUGACAUGAAGUGUUCAGACUACGUGAUUAACAUUCUCAGCAUUCUUCCAGUCCACCAGGUGUUAAUGCCAAUUAUAUUUUCAGAAAUGAGCACUUCAAACAUCGAGAACAUAGAGAAAUUCUUAAAUGCAGUUGUUCUUUCGCAAUAUGUGCCAAGAAUUUUCCGUAUCUACAGAUUGUGGAAAAUAGUCAACGAGACUAACAUUCUACCGAAAAGAAGUAAGAGAGUGAAUGUAGAAAUUAGCAGCAAGAAUCUGAUCCCACCUAAAGGUUUUGUAGUGAUGAGAGCUGGAUUCAACCUUUUACUGUAUCUUGUUGCCAGUCAUGUAAAAAAUCCUCUCUUUAAUUUUGGAAUAUUCGAAGAUGCCCGUAAAUCUGGUAUACUAUCGUCCAUGGACUUUCUGCAAAAGAUCAUGUUUUGUUUCUGGUGGGGCCUGCGAAAUUUGAGGUUCUUCGGUCAAAACCUUAACACAAGUCCUUUUUAUUGGGAAAACUGCUUCGCAGUUCUCAUUUCGAUCUUUGGCUUGCUUCUGUUUUUAUACUUCAUCGGAAAUCUUCAGAUUGGUAUAUACAUGCAGUGGGAUGCAUCUAACAAGUUGGAUGAGAUCAAAUCUAAGUGGUUGAAAAACAAGGAGGAAAAAUUACAUAGCAUCGAGAAUUGGAUAAGCAAAUUGGGCCAGCUCCCUGACGAUUUGAAAAACAUGAUCAUGGACAAUGUGACACGAAUACUGGAAGAUCAAAACAAUGCUUUUGAUACAGAGAAUCCAUUCCCUUAUCUUUCCGAAGAGAUUAGGAGACGGAUUAAGAUCAAUCUCUGCUUGCCCCUGCUAAGGAGAGUGAGUUUUGAUCCCCUGGCCUCGUUUUAA